Cylindrotheca closterium is the source of this 2091-nucleotide messenger RNA. The record is from the annotation of a GenBank genome assembly. Lineage: Eukaryota; Bacillariophyta; Bacillariophyceae; Bacillariales; Bacillariaceae.
AUGGAACAUGACACAUCUAGCGGGUCUCAAAGCGACACAUUUAAGGAUGAAGGAUCAAUAGGAGAAGAUGCUAAACUUCCACCAUCGCAUGAAGAAAACCAGAAAGAAAUUGCUCCUGAAAUUUCAGAUGAACAACAAAAUUCAGAAGAACAUAGAAUUAAACGAGUAGCGGGAACUUCAGAAGCAAAAGAUGCCAAAGACGACAUGAACAAGAGCGAUCUUCCGGUAGAGGAGAGAAAUUAUGCUGACGCCUGGAAUCUUAGUCUUGAGCAUGCCAAUGCAACUUACCAAUCAUCAACUUCUUUCACGUCGUCCAUGAUGGACAGUGAGCGAAGCAAUCAAGAUCGAAAAAGCAGCGUUUCGGAACGAUUACAUCAGCAGUUGCAACGGCAGUCAUUAUUAGACGAAUCGAAACAGAACCAAUUGUUGGCAUCCGAUGGGGAACGAAUCGCCAACAGCAUUAUUGCCGAAAAGGAAGAAAUGGCAGGAUUGCACCAGAGUCCAUCACAGGAAGACUCCCAGCCGCAAAACGCCAAAGAAGGAGAGUCAGAAGCAUUGGACCUCGAGCAACCUAGUGCAUUACCUUUGGCUGGUCCGACGGUUUCCUCCUCGGCUUCCACAAAAGCACCUGCGCCUCCGGUUUUGAACCGGCUCAACCAUUUGCGGCCGUCGACACCGGGAGCUGUGGCCAUGGUGGGCCAGCAGACCCAAGCCAAUGUGCCAGAAGAUGAUCGAACCAUCCAAGUUGGGAUUGACGAUGACCAGCCGCAGGAAAAGGAAGCACACUCGCCGUUGGUGGAUGCUGUACUAGUACCGGACCACGACGAUGCAAUGGAAGCACCGACGUCACCACAAUCCGUGGCGGCGACUACCGCUGUACCGAUGGACGAAAGUGACUUGCCACGAUGGGACUUUUCAAGUCGCCGAGUGAAAGGUAUCAUUUGCGUGCUCGUCGUCAUUAUUGUCGUUCUUGCAGCUGGAUUGAGCUUGCUGUUUUUGCAGAAUAAUGAUGACGAUGUUCCAAUUGAAACUGACUCUCCCACUACAACAGCAACCAUCUCACUAGUUCCGACUGCUUCCCCAACCUCUCGAAUGGCCGCGUUGCAAGCACUGCUUUCCCAGUACGUCGAUGAUGUGACCCCAUGGGAGAAUACCGAGUCGACGCAGCACCGAGCACUGGACUGGUUGGCCAAUGAGGAUACAUGGAGGACAGCAUUUCCCGAAAGUCCAGAUGCGGACCAAAUCAUGGUCGAACGCUACGCCAUGUCAGUCCUCUACUUUUCGUUAGGUGGACCAAACUGGAAUGAAUCUGAAUCUUUUGUCGACCUGGACCGUCGUGUUUGUGAUUGGCAAGUGGAAGACUGCGAUUCCAUUGGACAGUGUGAAAUCUAUGGAGUACUUUGCAGUGGAGGACAAUUGGUGUCUGGUCUAAUCCUGGAUGAAGUAGAAGCUAUAGGAACAAUUCCGUCCGAGAUAGGCUUGCUUUCAUCCUUGUCGAGUUUUUUGGUAGAAAACAAUGCAAUCACUGGGACGUUGCCAGGUGAACUCUUUCUCUUGCCCGAGCUGGAGUCAGUUUCGAUUGUCGAUUGCGAUCUCACGGGAACGCUUCCCAGUGAAAUCUUGCAAGCUCCCUCCUUGUCGUCGCUGCAUCUACUCGGCAAUGCUCUGAACGGGACCAUGGAUAAUGCAGCGAAUUCUGGUAUCGAAGAGCUUGACCUUGGACACAACGAGUUUACUGGCGUGAUACCAGAAUCUUUCGGCGACUUGACAUCUGCUUUUUAUCUUUCGUUGGAAUACAACAAUCUUUCGGGUCCGUUGCCUGAAAAGUUAUCGAAUAUGCUACAGUUGUAUUAUCUUUCCGUCCACAACAAUGUUGGAUUGACUGGAACAGUUCCAAGCACUUACAACAAGCUCUCGCUGACGAAUUUGUUCCUGGAUGGGACUAACGUGACGGAAGUGGAAAGUGUAUUUUGUGGCACUGGGCUGUUGGACUACGAAGAGUUCUUUGCUGAUUGCAGAGGGACGAGUCCCAAAGUUUUAUGUCGGUGUUGCACCCAUUGCUGUGAUGAGAAUGGUUGUAUCUGGAAUUGA